AUGUCCGACCCAGCCUUUGUCCAGCUGCUGGACAUGGGUAUCCCAGGUGGACGAGCUAGAGCUGCGUUGAAAAGGACAAAAGGGGAUGUUAUGUCAGCUGCCGAAAGAGUCUUUGCUGGUGAAUUCGAUGAUAUACCUUCCGACGAUGAGGAGGAAGUAUCCAACAAAGCCAGCUCGAGCAAAGGCAAGGCAGUGAUUGUGGUGGAAGAUAGUGAUGAAGAUAUGGGGGGAAGUGACGCCGAGAGCGGGAGCGAGGAGGUUCUGGUAGAUGGGUUCGAGGAUGACGGUGAAAUACCAGAAGACAAACUUCUUUCCGACCCAUACGCUGGUGUAUUCUUUUCCAAAGACCGAAUAGAAAAAGUGAUCGAACCUGUAGAGGAAGCUAAGCAUAUGAAGAUAUCAGCAUCAGCAGGAAGUCCUUAUGACGUAGAGAUCUUAGGCAGGGGUGAAUGGAUGUCUGGAUGUCCCGAAGGAAAUGAACAGAGUUUCCUCUUCCAGCUUUACUCGAUGUUGGCUGAAGGGCAUAUGGGCUGUUCUGCUGGAUGUGGAUAUCAGUUUAAGAGGAAACAGGACGAUUUCUUCGUUCUUUUCCCUGACUUUCCCGCAUUCACCACUUAUCUAAGCAGCAAAAUCCGACCAACAUGUCCUCAAUGUCAUCAAAUCACCUGUCUGGCAUGCGGUGAAAAGGUGGACCGUAACGGCAAGCAAUCGGAAGACAUUCUGCUGCAUUGUCCUAACCUUCAAGGUAUAAUCCUAGGAGUCGGACUGCACAUGAUUGAACAAGCCUUCUCGGAGGGUAGUGACAAUAGAUCUUUGUCUUCCAGCGCUUGCAGCACUGCAAACGGCCCUCCCGUGAAGAAACACAAACCAUCCCUUGGUGGAUUGACGAAAAAUAAGAAUAGCACAGACGAAGCGGACGGCACGUUGGAAGAUGAUCCAUAUUCUUCGGGUCUGGGCUUAGUACAAAAGGUGGUCAAUAGAGGUAAAGGUUCCGCUAAAGGUACAGGAUACGAUGGAAGUGGAGUAGAGGACCGUACAGGUCAACAAAAGGCUGAAAAAGCUCAAAUUGCUUCGGAUGCUAAGACCGCUCUUCUCCUUUCGCAAGUUCGGGCAUUCUUACCUGACCUGAAUAGACCGGGAGGUGCGAGAACUUCAGAUCAUCUUGUCCAUCCUACCGCUUUGGCGCAUCUGAGAAGGAGAAGUGCCUUCGUGAACGAUCUUUUGAGGAAUGAUUCUCUCUUGGAUAUGUCAAAAAGAUCAGAUCUAUACAGAGCGUUAUUCGAUUGGCUAGAGAUCGUAUCGAACCAUGAAGCUUUAGCUAGUAUGUUGGCUAUGCCUCAAAUGCGACCUAUCUCAAAUGAACCUUUGCCCCAAGAUCCUUGUUCUGUUAUUGUGACCUACGAAGGCGCCUCAUCACCUAGGGAGUUAUUGGAGAAUUGCGUUAUACAAGCUCAAGCAGCUUUGAAGGGGUUACAAUCUGUUGAUAAUGUAUCUAAAUCCUCUGAAGAUGUGAUGAUGACGGAAGAAGAUCUGAGAAUAAGUAAAGCUGAAUUAGCGAGAAGGGAGAGAGAAGAAAAGCAGGAAGAAAAACAGGAUUCUAAUUACCAAUUGAGAAGUUUCUGCGAACGUAUCGUUGCUUCGGCUCGAACCAUCGAUAAAUCCUUGAUUGAGACUAAAGGUAAACCCUUCGUGGAUAGGAUGAGGGAGUCAUUGCCUAGACUACCAGAGACUGGUGUAUCAGUAGAGGAGAAGGUAUCUCAAGGUCAAAAUGAUGAAUCUACCACCAAGAUAUACGAGGAAUGGGCAGGAAGAGCAAGAUUCCAGUAUUGCGACUUAACGGAAGAAGCUACGUCUACAAGCGAUAAGAUGGUUUAUAGACAUGCUUUCAACGGAUCGAUACAAUCGCUGGAAGGGAUGGAUAUGCCUAAAAGAUCAUUAGCGAUAGCGAAAGAAUUAGCCAUUCUCACCACCUCUCUUCCAGUCGCGUGGCAUUCGACAAUAUUCUUGAGAGUUGACGAAACUCGAGUAGACGUAUUGAAAGCUAUGAUUAUUGGACCUGAAGGUACACCUUACGAAAAUGGUUGUUUCAUAUUUGAUAUUUUCCUUCCGUUGGAUUACAAUCAACGUUGUCCGAAUGUCAAAUUUAUGACGACCAACGGAGGGAGGUAUAGGUUGAACCCUAAUUUGUAUGCUGAUGGGAAACUCUGUUUGAGUCUUCUGGGCACAUGGUCAGGACCAGGUUGGAUAUCUGGUCAUUCCACUUUACUCCAAGUUCUGAUUUCCAUACAGAGCUUGAUUUUAUGUGAAGAGCCGUAUACUAAUGAGCCUGGAUGGGCAAACGAUGCUGGUACUUCGGCCAGUAAAGCUUAUUCCGCGAAUGUCCGAAGGAUGGUUCUGGUCGAUGCUAUGGGGAAUAACAUCAAAAAUCCACCUCAUCCUUUCGAAAAUGAAAUCAGGACGCACUUCAGACUGAAAUCAAAAUCAAUCAGGCAGCAAAUUAAGAAAUGGAAAGAGCUGGACGAUGGAAAGGGCACCUCAGGUGAUAGCUUCAUGUCCUCCGCUUCGGGUGGUGACAAGAAUCGAUCGUUCGAUUCAGCUUCCAAGGAUCUGUUGAAACUCCUGGACCAGCUUGAUAGUGGUAGCUCUACUAUUUCUCCGAGUAUAGUCGAAGGUUCGACGAGUAAGGGUAAAGCAGAUGGUAAAGAUCAAGCGAAGGGAGGUAAAUUGGCGAGAACCCUCGGGUUCAAGAAGUGA
Molecule: messenger RNA, 2754 nt
Organism: Kwoniella mangroviensis CBS 8507
Lineage: Eukaryota; Fungi; Basidiomycota; Tremellomycetes; Tremellales; Cryptococcaceae
Exons: 16
Coding region: 1-2754 (917 amino acids)
Source: RefSeq, a predicted model, not a curated record